Molecule: messenger RNA, 4981 nt
Organism: Globicephala melas (long-finned pilot whale)
Lineage: Eukaryota; Metazoa; Chordata; Mammalia; Artiodactyla; Delphinidae
Gene: LRFN1
Product: leucine rich repeat and fibronectin type III domain containing 1
Cellular component (GO): postsynaptic density membrane
Molecular function (GO): protein binding
Source: RefSeq, a predicted model, not a curated record
GGGCAGCCGGUAGGUGGACAGAUGGAGGGAUGAGAGGCCGAGGGAUGGACAGAUGGGCCCUAGGGGAGGGAUGCAGACCCGGCCCUUUCCCACACCCAUCCCACCCCACUCCCUCACCGGCCAGAUCUCCGCAGAUGGGGCCGGAGUUGCCUGCAUCCAGAUAGCCAGGCUGAGGGACCUUUGGGCUGCUGGUGGGAGGAUUGCCUUGGACCAAUGCUCUACGACUCAGGCCCUCAACCCUCUGAGAUUCGACCUGCUGAACUCUGACCUGGCUGGGGAGGGGUUGUGCUGGGAGGGAGGGAUGUUAGGAUUUCUUCGGCCUGGGCAGUAGGUGGGGCGGGGGUGCCUCAGGUCUGGGAGGCAUGUGUGUCCAUGACUGUGUGUGAGUGGGGUUCUCUGCUUAUCUGUUGACUGUGCCACUGUGGUUCAAUAUUUUGUGUGUAUUUGUAAGUGUGUAAAUCCCUCACAGGGCAGUUGUGCGAGCACGUCUGUUAUGAGUGAGCACCUGGGAGUGUCUGUGCAGAGGUGGGUCUUUCUGUACCUGUGUGCUUGUUUGAGUGUGUAUCAGCCUUGUAAGCAUCUGUGCAUGUUGUGGUUCUGUGUAUGUGUGUGAGGUGUGUAUUCGCGAGUGUGUGCAUUCGUGCAUCUGUUGGUGUGGUAAUGUAUGUGACCAUGCAUCAUGGGGAUAUGUGAAGUUGCAUGAGUGUGUUUGGGCAUUUAAGAGCAUGCACCUGUGUAUCUGUGCACGUGAGCAUCUGUUGUAUGUGUGUGCCCCUGUGUGUUGGUGAGUGUGCAAGGGUAGAUCGGUUAUAGGUGCACGCACCUGGGGACACGUGGGUUUCACUCUUGUGUGUGUGCAUCUGUGUGUGAGUGUACAAGGGAAAAGGCAAUAUGGUAUGUGUGGUUGUGCAUUGGUGUGUCAACCUUGAGGGUAUGUGUCUAUACUGUGAGUCCAUUUUUGUGUUCACGUUGGUCUCUGGGGGGUGGGGUUGUGUAUGUUCAAAUACAUAUAUUCAGGAUGAUAUGCGCACAUGUGCCUGUGUCCUUGACACAAGGCUGACCCCACUUAUGGGCCCAGUGAAUUGGGGCCCAUGUGGCAUGACCUGUGGUAUGCUGGGAUCCAUGGAUACAAGUGUGCCCACAUCCUGGACCAAGAGUCUGUUGAGGGCGGGGGGCACACAGAUCAUGCUGCUGUGUCCAUGGAAAUCCAGAUGGAGAGUCGUGGGUUGUGGGCCCAUGUGGGUUUUGGCAUGUCCACACAUGUUGGUGUGACAGUGGUGUGAUGGUGAAGAUGAGAAUCUCUGGUCCUCCCCCAGCUCCUGGUACUGUUCAGGUCUUUGAAGUUGGGGGACUGGGAUGUGGAUUCUGGAAGGAGGAGGCUGGGAGCCUAGAAUCCUGGGUUUGAAGGAGAAGAGGGCUGGGGGGCCAGAGUCCUGUGUCUUGAGAAAGGCAGGAACUGAGACCUGGACUCUUGAAUCUGAGGGAAGGGGAGGGUGGGGUUCUUAGCCUCUUGAGCCCCCAGAGGACAAAGGACAAAAGUCCUAGACUCUUGGGUUUUGGAGGGUGAACAGUCUUAGGCCCAGACUCCUUGGUUUCCAGAGAUGACUUCCUGGGUCCACCUGAGACUAUGCAGAAUCUGCAGCAGGGGAGCUGAGAGAGUGAUCACACCAGGGACUUCCUUGGCUGAGAUGGUCUCUGCGGCAGGUCUCCGGAGAGGAGCCAGAAGAAUGUUAACGGUGUGGUUUUGUUCCUUUGCAGGUACUGGCCCAGGCCCUGAUUCCCUGAAGAGAGAUCUCACCUCCCACUCCUCCCGUCUUCCCCCUGCACCAUGGCUCCAGGCCCCUUCUCCUCGGCGCUCCUCUCGCUGCCGCCUGCUGCCCUGCCCUUUCUGCUGCUUCUCUGGGCGGGGGCAUCUCGAGGCCAGCCCUGCCCCGGCCGCUGCAUCUGUCAGAACGUGGCGCCCACGCUGACCAUGCUGUGCGCCAAGACCGGCUUGCUCUUUGUGCCUCCGGCCAUCGACCGGCGCGUGGUGGAGCUGCGGCUCACCGACAACUUCAUCGCGGCCGUCCGCCGCCGAGACUUCGCCAACAUGACCAGCCUGGUGCACCUCACCCUCUCCCGGAACACCAUCGGCCAGGUGGCGGCCGGCGCCUUUGCAGACCUCCGCGCCCUCCGCGCCCUGCACCUCGACAGCAACCGCUUGGCGGAGGUCCGGGGCGACCAGCUCCGCGGCUUGGGCAACCUCCGCCACCUGAUCCUCGGCAAUAACCAGAUCCGCCGGGUGGAGUCGGCCGCCUUCGACGCCUUUCUCUCCACCGUGGAGGACCUGGAUCUGUCCUACAACAACUUGGAGGCCCUGCCGUGGGAGGCCGUAGGCCAGAUGGUGAACCUGAACACCCUCACGCUGGACCACAACCUGAUCGACCACAUCGCCGAAGGUACCUUCGUGCAGCUUCACAAACUGGUUCGCCUGGACAUGACCUCCAACCGCCUGCAUAAACUGCCCCCUGACGGGCUCUUCCUGAGGUCCCAAGGCCCCGGGCCAAAGCCACCCACGCCGCUCACGGUCAGCUUCGGCGGCAACCCCCUGCACUGCAACUGCGAGCUGCUCUGGCUGCGGCGGCUGACGAGGGAGGAUGACCUGGAGACGUGCGCCACCCCUGAGCACCUCACUGACCGCUACUUCUGGUCCAUCCCCGAGGAGGAGUUCCUGUGUGAACCUCCGUUGAUCACUCGGCAGGCAGGCGGCCGGGCCCUGGUGGUGGAGGGCCAGGCGGUCAGCCUGCGAUGCCGCGCUGUGGGUGACCCUGAGCCGGUAGUGCAUUGGGUGGCACCUGAUGGGCGGUUGCUGGGGAACUCGAGCCGGACCCGGGUCCGGGGGGAUGGGACACUGGAUGUAACCAUCACCACCUUGCGGGACAGUGGCACGUUCACUUGCAUAGCCUCCAACGCCGCCGGGGAAGCCACGGCACCGGUGGAGGUGUGCGUGGUGCCUCUGCCUCUGAUGGCGCCCCCGCCGGCCGCCCCACCACCUCUCACCGAGCCUGGCUCCUCGGACAUCGCCACACCUGGCCGACCUGGUGCCAAUGAAUCUGGGGCUGAGCGCCGGCUUGUGGCUGCCGAGCUCACCUCCAGCUCCGUGCUCAUCCGCUGGCCAGCCCAGAGGCCCGUGCCUGGCAUCCGCAUGUACCAGGUCCAGUACAACAGCUCCGCGGAUGACUCCCUUGUCUACAGGAUGAUCCCAUCCACCAGCCAGACCUUCCUGGUGAAUGAUCUGGCAGCGGGCCGCGCCUACGACCUGUGCGUGCUGGCCGUCUACGACGAUGGGGCCACGGCGCUGCCCGCCACCCGAGUGGUGGGCUGCGUGCAGUUUACCACGGCGGGGGAUCCCGCGCCCUGCCGCCCACUGAGGGCCCAUUUCUUGGGCGGCACCAUGAUCAUCGCCAUCGGGGGUGUCAUUGUCGCCUCCGUCCUCGUUUUCAUAGUUCUGCUCAUGAUCCGCUACAAGGUCUACGGCGAUGGGGAUGGCCGCCGAGUCAAGGGCACCUCCAGGUCGCCUCCGCGGGUCAGCCACGUGUGCUCUCAGACCAACGGCGCAGGCGCAGGCGCAACGCAAGCCCCGCCCCCGCCGGCGCAAGACCGCUACGAGGCGCUGCGCGAGGUGCCAGCUCCGGCUGCGGCGGUGGCCGUCGAGGCAAAGGCCGUGGCGGCCGACACGGCUUCCGCGGAACCGGAGGCGGUCCUUGGACGCUCCCUGGGCGGCUCAGCCACCUCGCUGUGCCUGCUGCCGUCCGAGGAAACCUCCGGGGAGGAGUCCUGGGCCGCGGCUGGCCCUCGGAGGAGCCGUUCUGGGGCCCUGGGACCGCUGGCUUCGGCGCCCCCCACUUUAGCUCUGGUUCCUGGGGGAGCCCCGGCCCGGCCGAGACCGCAGCAGCGCUAUUCGUUUGACGGGGACUACGGGGCGCUCUUCCAGAGCCACAGUUACCCGCGCCGCGCCCGGCGGACAAAGCGCCACCGGUCCACGCCGCACCUGGACGGGGCCGGAGGGGGCGCGGCCGGGGAGGACGGAGACCUGGGGCUGGGCGCCGCCAGGGCGCGCCUGGCCUUUACCAGCACCGAGUGGAUGCUGGAGAGUACCGUGUGAGCGGCUGGCGGGCGCCGGGACGCCUGGGUGCCGCGGACAAACGCCCAGCCGCCCGGACGCCGGGGCAGGACUCGGGGGACAAAGCUCCGAGCAAAGACGUCGGACUGCAGGGGAGGCGUGCCCUUCUCCUCCCUGGAUGGGGUGGGCGGCCUGGGCUGCGGCUCGAAGUCACGCCCCCGCGCUUAGGGGGGUUGGAGGGUGGGCCGCCGAGCUCCUCUCCCCCACGGACUUUAAGCCCCCCUCCUGCCCCUCCCCCCGCGCGCUCGCGGACCUCGCUGGAGCCGGUGCCUUACACAGCGAAGCGCGGGGAGGGGCAGGGUCCCCCGACACUGCAGCACUGAGACACGAGACCCCUCCCCCUGCCCGGGACCCGGGGCAGGGGCGAGGAACCCAUUUCUUGUAUCUGGCUGGACUAGAUCCUAUUCUGUCCCGCGGCGGCCUCCAAAGCCCCCACCCCCACCCCAUUCAAUUCCCUGGUCCCGUCGGGUCUGGCUUGGGGUGCCCCUUUCUCCGUUCCCUUCGUUUGUCUCUGUCACGCCCUCUGUCGUCUCUGUCUUACGUCCUUCCCUGUUUGUCUCUUAUUUCUCUGUCCCGUCAUCUCUUCUCCCUCUGAACUCCCGUAUUGCGUCCAGCCUCCUUGUCUCUCCAGAUUAUAUCUCCCCAGUACACAUUCUCCCGGGCAGGUCCCACUGGAAGGACCAGACUCACCCCUCUUCCUUCCUCUUAACCCCCAAAUAAAUCCCCACAUGAACAAAAUCCAAAACCAAAUCCCCCUCCCUACCGGAGCCGGGACCCUCCGCCGCAGGAGAAUUAAACAUUUUUCUGUGUCUGAGGCCA